ACCACGCCUACAAGGCUUGGCAAAUAAAUUAAAUUCUUUUGCGUAUAGUUUCUGCUCUUAACGACUAAACAACGCGAGAGAUGGAUUACAAAGAACAGGUUGAGGAAGUCGUAUCCACCGCGCGGUUCGGAGAUUUGAUCGAGUUCUCGUACCCCAUUGGUUACUCACACUGGGGCGUGUACGACGGAGAUGGAUACGUCGUUCACUUCGCGGUUGCCGAUGAAUCUCAGGUGAUGAGUACGUUUCGAAAUUGUCUGCAGGCUAUCUUCCCCGUUUGUGGUGAUCUUUUGCUUGGGGAAACUAAGAUACGACGUCAGCUUCUGUCUGAGAUUAAUGUGCCAAAAGGAGCUCGUGUUUCAGUGAGCAAUGACCAGCACGCUCUUGAGCCUUCACCUGAGGACGAAAUCAGAAAUCGACUCGAUGCUUUACUGGACAAGGAGUUUACUUACAAACUCUUCACACACAAUUGUGAGCAUUUUGCCACAUUUGCCCGCUCUGGGAAAGCUAUGUGCAAUCAGAUUCCAGGGAAGCCCAAAAACAAGGAAUGUGUGGAAUCUACACAAUUAUUUAGCUGUCUUGUUCCAUCGAGUUAACCUACUGAAUACAAAGAUCGACAAAUUAUCACGAGAAUACUACAUUAUGUUUGAUUAAGGAUAUUUCUCACACAUAUUUAAGCAGAUUCCGGUCUGAUGUCAUGGAAAAGACUGAUCUUUACACUGAUCCGUACUAGUAUAUAAAUCAGUGGUUCUUGACUUUCUUCAGUAUGCCUGCAGGUCAUUUUUUCACCUCCUAGCCUUGUCAAGCUGGUCUGUUCGCUGGUUUCAAAAAGGUUUUGGGUUCAGGUGAGGAGACCUGUUAUGCAGGAAGAUCAUAUACCAGUUAAAACCUAAUGUUUAGUAAAGAUGUUCACAUGUUUCUGACUGUCCUUUUUACAUUUCUAAUAUGGCAUAUACUGUUACUAAUAUUCACAGUUUGCACCACAGUUACAAAACACCAUGAAAUUGUUUUCCUGUGCUAAUAAUGCAUCCCAAAAUAAGGGAAAUAGCUAAGAGCUAAUGUUUUUUAAAUAGCCGAACACCCAGCAAGCAUAGAAUGUUCGUGUUAACAUAUGGAUCCGGAUUAUUUUAUUUUGUUUAAUUUGAAUUUAUUUUAAAUAAAUGAUCUUCUUUGUAGGUUAAAAAAACAUAUGUUGUAACCAAAAACAUGUUAUUUGCUAUUAUUAAUCAGCUGCAGGUGAUCAGAAUUGACCGUACAUGUAUCUGCUAAAAGUGAAUCUUCUGUGUGAUUUUUAUUUUAUUUUUAUGGACUUCAAAUCAGCCAUAAGUGGAGAUAAAAGAAAUGAAACAAAAUGAACAAGAUUAUAAAAGCUUAUACAAGGUUUAAAAUCAACCCAUUUUAUUAAGCUUUUUACAUUAGCUAAUUGUAUUUUGGAUGAAACUGUGGUUUCCAUGGUGAUUUUUUUUCAGAAGGUAAAGGGGCAAUGCAGUGUUUUUUAUCUAUAAAAAAAUAAAUGUUUAUAUUCUAUACAAA
Puntigrus tetrazona (Sumatra barb) is the source of this 1530-nucleotide messenger RNA. Its product is annotated as phospholipase A and acyltransferase 2-like. Gene Ontology annotation, molecular function: A2-type glycerophospholipase activity; glycerophospholipid phospholipase A1 activity. The record is from RefSeq and is a predicted model, not a curated record. Gene Ontology annotation, cellular component: cytoplasm. The coding region runs from base 81 to 593 and encodes 170 amino acids. NCBI's taxonomy places the organism in Eukaryota, Metazoa, Chordata, Actinopteri, Cypriniformes, Cyprinidae. Gene Ontology annotation, biological process: N-acylphosphatidylethanolamine metabolic process. The transcript is spliced from 4 exons.